UAAUAACUGCCAUUCACACAACAGUGAAAACAGCUUGGUUUUUUGCCUUUAAAACAUUUUUAACAUUUUUUGGCGUCGUCAGAAGCAAUUGAAUAAUUUGUGCAUUCCUUGUGGCAAUACAAUUUUAAACGAUGCCAACAACAACGACUGCAACAACACAAAAGUGGAUAGUAUGUCGCGUGUGCUUGCAGCAACCCAAGGAAUCAAUGGGCAGCAUUUUCAAUGACGACGCAUCCAAAGAUUUGACUAAUAUGAUACUAGAAUGCGGCGGCGUACCCAUAAAAAAAUUCGAUCAUUAUCCGGAUAAGAUAUGCGACAAGUGCUUAAAGAAUUUACAUAUUGCAUUCAAGUUUCGCCGAGUUUGCCAGCGGUCCUACAAACAUCUAAGGCAAUUUAUAGCGCCUGUUGUGGUAGAGCAACAGUCGGCCGAGGAAGAUGGUAAUGGGCUCAGUACUAGCCAUGACCCAUCGGGCAUAGAGCUGGGCGAGGGACAUGUGCUGGCGGGCAGUGAAGAGACCAAUGAUGAGAGCGAAGAGGUCAAGGAGAGGCUGGUACAUGUGAAAAGCGAGCAGGUGGAAGAGGAUGGCAUUAUAGAGGAGCUAUACGAUGUAUAUGAGGCAUAUGACGGUGACUUAGUCACCGAACAGCCGGUCUACGAGGAGGGUAAUGCUGAAGAUGGCGAUGAGGAUAUGGGAGCACACUCAAUAUCGGGUCUGUCGGCCGAUAUAGAAUAUCUUGAACAACUGGAUCAAGAUCAGUUAACAGAAAGCGCUCAUGAGGAUGAGAUAGAAGUGCAACAUUCAUCUGAUGAGGAGUUUCUGCCAGUCAAAUCGCGUACGAUCUCUACACGCUCCGCCAGUGCCGGCAUCAAACGACGUGCAAACACGCGAAAAGCCGCAACAGGGAAAACGGCGUUAAGUAAUAUUAAACGUGAGAAAUGCAGCGUGACCACAACAAACAUCAUAUUAAAUCCGGACGAGAGCAUCACCUUUGGGGAGACAAUUGUGCGCAAGGCUACAGGCAUUAAGACCAAAGGGGGACACAAAAUUCUCGUGGGCGAUAAGAAGGAAUUUAAAUACAUAUGCGAUAUUUGCGGAAAUAUGUAUCCAUCGCAAAGUCGCCUCACCGAGCACAUCAAAGUGCAUUCUGGCGUCAAGCCCCACGAAUGCGAAAUCUGCGGUCAUUGCUUUGCACAGGCCCAGCAGCUAGCACGACACAUGAACACUCACACUGGUAAUCGGCCCUACAAAUGCACCUAUUGUCCAGCAGCCUUUGCGGACCUUUCUACACGUAACAAACAUCAUCGCAUACACACUAAUGAGCGUCCUUAUGAGUGCGAUGUGUGCCACAAGACAUUCACUUACACGAACACGCUGAAAUUCCAUAAGAUGAUUCACACGGGCGAGAAGCCGCAUGUCUGCGAGAUUUGCGGCAAAGGCUUUCCACAGGCUUACAAGCUGCGCAAUCAUAGAAUUACGCACGAUCGCCGAGGUGGCGGAGUCAAUACCAAUGUGGAUGAACUGUUUCCCAUAUAUACGGGGGCCAAAACUGGCCUGGAGCUGUAAAUGCUUAUACACAAACAUAA
This is a messenger RNA of Drosophila hydei, 1585 nucleotides long. RefSeq names its product zinc finger protein 250 (gene idc). The coding region runs from base 132 to 1565 and encodes 477 amino acids. The transcript is spliced from 5 exons. Gene Ontology annotation, biological process: regulation of transcription by RNA polymerase II. The record is from RefSeq and is a predicted model, not a curated record. Gene Ontology annotation, cellular component: nucleus. Lineage: Eukaryota; Metazoa; Arthropoda; Insecta; Diptera; Drosophilidae. Gene Ontology annotation, molecular function: DNA-binding transcription factor activity, RNA polymerase II-specific; zinc ion binding; RNA polymerase II cis-regulatory region sequence-specific DNA binding.